Chelmon rostratus (copperband butterflyfish) is the source of this 3359-nucleotide messenger RNA. It is a transcript of the gene mtrr, whose product is annotated as 5-methyltetrahydrofolate-homocysteine methyltransferase reductase. Gene Ontology annotation, cellular component: cytosol. Gene Ontology annotation, biological process: homocysteine metabolic process. The record is from RefSeq and is a predicted model, not a curated record. NCBI's taxonomy places the organism in Eukaryota, Metazoa, Chordata, Actinopteri, Chaetodontiformes, Chaetodontidae. The coding region runs from base 36 to 2357 and encodes 773 amino acids. Gene Ontology annotation, molecular function: flavin adenine dinucleotide binding; FMN binding; [methionine synthase] reductase (NADPH) activity. The transcript has 15 exons.
CAACGUUAAAAACUGACGCAACGUCCGGGUACUGUAUGGUGGCGUUCGGGCUUGUCAGGACUGUUUUGUCGCAGUCUGUCUGCUACCUGUCAAAAUAUGCAGUAAGUAGCAUGCCCUGUGAAAUGAAGCCUCGGUUCGUGCUUCUGUACGGGUCUCAGAAGGGCCAAGCCCAGUCCAUUGCAGAAGGGGUAGCUGAGGUGGCAGAGGAGCACGGACUGGUUGCUGAGCUCAGCUGCUUGGAUCAAAAUGAAAAGUACAAUUUGGAGAAGGAGAAUGCCCCAGUGGUCUUUAUUGUGUCUACUACUGGAGAUGGAGAGCCACCAGACAAUGCCCUCCAAUUUGUAAAGCGCAUCAAGAAGAAGACCCUCUCCACUGACCACUAUAAACACCUAUGCUAUGCACUUUUAGCUUUAGGAGACACAAAUUAUGCAAAUUUCUGCAACUGCGGGAAGACAAUUGAGCGUCAUCUACAGGAACUUGGAGCAAAACAAUUCUAUGCGACUGGAUAUGCAGAUGAUGGUGUAGGGCUGGAGGUGGUUGUAGACCCCUGGCUUGACGGACUGUGGACAGCAAUCAAAGUAGCCUUAUCAAAAAUGGCCUCUGAUAGGACUAGUUACUUGAAAGGAGAAGAAGAAGAUUCACCAAAAGAAACCCCUGAUUCAUCCAUACCAGAUGUCCAGCUGAACCUUUUAAGCAUCGCUGACCGCCAGAACUCUGAGUCGGUCAGAGCAUCUGUAGAAACGGUCUCCACAUCUGCAUCUGCAGCUUCUGCUACACAGACUGCUGUUUCUGAUCUCAGGCCAGCUUCUCCUGCAGGGAUCCUUGGGUUGGCAUCCCAGUCUCGUGGUGCUGCCAGUGGUUCUACAUCAGCACUGGGCACGCAGACCAAGGAUGCUGGACUUCCCCAUGUUGCACUGAUGGCCUCACUGACACGAUCCCUGCCCCCGCUGUGUGAGUCCUCUCUUAAUGUUCCUGCUCUGCCUCCUCCCUAUCUGGAUGUCUCGCUUCAGGAGGUGGACACUGUGGAACAGAUAGUUGGACCGUUAAGCGAAGAGGCUCUUCUUGAGGUUCCAAUAUCCAGGGCAGUUCAGCUGACCAGAGGAGAUUCGGUCAAAACGGCCCUUCUUCUAGAGCUGGACGUCUCUGCUUACCCGACGAUGACCUAUCAGCCAGGCGAUUCUUUUGAUGUCAUCUGCCCAAACAGGGCCACUGAGGUGGAGGACAUGCUCCACAGAUUGGGCCUUCAUGACCAGAGGAACCACCGAGUACACAUUUCUCUACGUAAAGACACUAAGAAAAAAGGCGCCCUGGUGCCACCUUACAUUCCCCAGAACAUUUCUCUGAUGUACCUGCUCACAUGGUGUCUGGAGAUCAGAAGUGUUCCUAAGAAGGCAUUUCUCCGAGCGCUGGUGGAGCAUGCGGGGGACGGUGUGCAGAGGAGGAGACUGCAGGAGCUCUGCAGUAAACAAGGCGCCGCAGACUACAACCUGUACGUGAGAGACCUGAGUCUCGGCGUUCUGGAGCUUCUCACAGCCUUCCCAUCCUGCUCGCCUCCUCUCAGCCUCCUCAUAGAGCAUUUGCCGAAGCUGCAGCCCAGGCCUUAUUCAGCAGCCAGCUCCUGUCUAAGGCACCCGGGAAAGCUGCAUUUUGUCUUCAACGUAGUAGAGUUCCCAGCAUGCUCUGGGCGGCCUGCGGGGAAGCGAGGCUUGUGUACCGGUUGGCUGUUUGACCUCAUCAAUCCUGUCCUGGUUUUCCCUGGGGGGGCUGAAUCCUCCGGCAGAACACCUCUGCCAAAGAUCCAUGUGAGUUUAAGACCCAACUGCUCCUUUCGGCCUCCCUCUGACCUGUCGCUGCCCUUCAUAAUGGUCGGACCGGGCACAGGAGUUGCCCCCUUCAUUGGCUUCCUCCAGCAAAGACAGAAGGAGAGGCAGCAGAACCCCGAGGCCACAUUUGGCGAGACCUGGCUGUUCUUCGGCUGUCGCCACAGAGACAGAGACUACCUGUUCAGAGAGGAGCUGGAGGGCUUCGUGUCCAGCGGUACACUGAGCCACCUCCAGGUGUGUUUCUCCAGAGACGACCGGGAGGAGGAGGGGGCGUUGGAGGCUACCAACUCUGCAGGACGACGCAGAUACGUCCAACACAACCUGCUACUUAACAGCCAAUACAUCACUGACAUCCUGCUCAAACAGAACGGUUACCUCUAUGUCUGCGGAGAUGCUAAGAACAUGGCUAAAGAUGUGAACGACACCCUGGUGGAGAUGAUCAGAACGGAGCUUCAGGUGGACCAGCUGGAGGCCAUGAAGAAACUGGCGGGGCUGAGAGAGGAGAAACGCUACUUACAGGAUAUCUGGGGCUGACAGCGGAUGACGAGAUAAGGGCAUUACGCAGCAUCCACUGGGCUUUUUUACACCUUCAAAAAGAAAAAAAUCAGCGUGCUCAGCCGUAACCUCUAGAACCAUGAAAUUGUGGAUGCUGAGACUCAGAGUUAGUUUACGCCACCCAAUGUUAGCAAGAUGGAAUGUACCAUGCUGACCCGGGGGUAUCGGUUCGCUACAUCAUCUUGGGCUUUGCUGUUUGAGCAGAAACGACCUUGGGCUCGGGCAGUAGUGCUGGAGAUUGGUGCUGCAGUGUGAAAAUGCUUUUAGUGUAGACAAGCCCCCUCCCCUCGUCCUCCGUCGGAUGUGAUGGAGUUAUUUUGAUGAGGCUGAGAGUGGGAUAUCGCUCCAGCCUAGAUGGAAACAGCACAGCAAUCUGUAGUUCUUUAACUGCACACACACUGUAAAUUGGUUGUUGUCAUUCAAGAUGAAAGAAAUCAUUUUUUUCCCCGGGUUGUUUUUGUCUUUGGAAUCUGCCAAACCAGCUCUAAACGCUGUUACAUGCACCACAGUAUACCUCUGAAGUCACAAUCAGGAGAAGCUCUUUCUUUUUUUUUUGUAAAGUGAUAAUUUAAAAAUGUACCUCAAUUCCAAAAUAAGUCAGCUUGCCACAGUGUCGUCGUAUUUUCGCCCAAAAUAUAAACUUUUUAUCCUAUUUUGGCGAUAAUGAAGACAGGUUUUUAAUGUAUGUGAUCCUAAAAAAGUGGCAGUUUUGUAAAUGAGGUCCUUGGAGAUUAGGACAGUUUUCAGUGAUUUAUCAUUAUACUGUGUUAAAUUAGUACCGAGGGCGUGAAUCUCAAUGAUAAUGAGCAGCUCUAAAUUGAUCUCACUGACUUUGUUUGUGUCUGUGUGCCCCAGCAGACUGCCAGUUUGGAGACUGUGAACUCCAACUUCUUUUAAGUCCUGCAAACCCGACUGAAAUCUCACAAACUGUGGUUAAAACAAACACAACUGUGCCUUGUGUGAUCAGGGAUUAAAAGACAU